AUGUCAUUAAUUUCCUGGAAUUCUUGGAAUGAAAGUAACCUCAAUCGCGUCAUUGAACAAUUUGAUCCAGUGAGUUUUUUUGGAAUUCCAUCAACUUUAUUUGACAGUAAAGACAUUAUUCGGUAUUCUAACGUGAAAGCAGUAAAGUUAAACAGCGGUAAUUGGGAUUAUUAUACACCAUUCAAAGGUUGGAUAUGUUAUAGUUUAAAUGCAGAAAAAUUUGGUUCUACAUGGGUAAUCUCUUUAGACUCUUCAGAUGAAUGGAUUUUUGGGUUUCAUGGAUUUAGACGUGAUACACUACAAUCCUUACGAUCCAUAGCUGAAGAGCACUUAAAAAUCGAUUGUGCCGCUGAUAAUAAACAGUUCGCCACCUCCAAAGAUGUCGGACCUAAUGCUCCAUUCUUUAAUCAAAGCACAUGUGGAAAAGACUAA
This is a messenger RNA of Rotaria sp. Silwood2, 432 nucleotides long. The record is from the annotation of a GenBank genome assembly. NCBI's taxonomy places the organism in Eukaryota, Metazoa, Rotifera, Eurotatoria, Philodinida, Philodinidae.